AUGCUGCGGCGGUCGCUGUCGAUGCUCAGCGCCUACAGCUGGAAGGACGUGCCGUACGUCACGGAAGCUCCGCACGCAUUGCAGGCGCUCGAUAUUGCCAUCCCACGGCGAGUUCCGCUGCACGCUAAGCUGCCCACUUGCGUGUUUGUUCAUGGCGGCGCGUGGCAACGCGGGGACAAGAGCGCAGGACUGAACAAAGAUAUCGACGCGGCCUUCGUGCGGGCUGGAUACUUGGGCGUGACUGUCAACUACCGGCUAUCACCCGACGUGCGUCACCCCGCACACGUCAACGAUGUCGCUGCUGCAGUCGCGUGGCUACACGGGAACAUUGCCCAGUUUGGCGGGGACCCAGACAACAUGGUGCUAGUGGGGCACAGCGCAGGUGCGCAUCUCGUCAUGCUGAUUGUAGCCGACCCAGACUAUCUGCAGGCAGCUGGACUGAAGCAACCAGUCGAUGCGGUUGUCAAAGGAGCGGUCGGCAUCUCUGGUGUCUAUAACAUUGUGCGACUCGCGAACGCUCCAUUCUUUGGCUCGCUCGUGGCGGAGCCACCCUUCGGUGACCGUGUCGAGCACUGGCGACAGGCUUCCAUCAUGACGACAGUCACGCGAGUCGGGUCGACGUCGCCACUCGCGAAAAUGCCCCUGCUGCUCGUGAAUGCGCAAGACGAUUUCCAUUUCCAACAAGAUGCACAAGAACUCGCGCACUGGCUCAUGGCAGAAGGAAAAAAUCCCAACGUCCAGCGCCACGUCGUGGCCAAUUGCAACCACUUUAGCAUCAUCCAGCAGCUCGCACACGACGAGUCGAACAGCAACGCGACCAUGCAAUUACUCGAGACGUUUCUAGCCCACAAUGCUGCCCCCAAAGCCGCCCCUCUCGUCUAA
Molecule: messenger RNA, 882 nt
Organism: Hyaloperonospora brassicae
Lineage: Eukaryota; Oomycota; Peronosporomycetes; Peronosporales; Peronosporaceae
Source: the annotation of a GenBank genome assembly